AAACGCGCUGAUGGGUGGGUCAGGACGACUCUCCUGCUACUCAGGCCGUGUAACUUCAAAAAAUACCGGUAGAGACUGCAAAAUGUGUGUAAAUUGUACGUCUACCGUAUUAAUAAUGUGCGUAUGUUGAACUGUUUGUCUGGCAGGAAUAUGACAGAGGUAAAGUCUUAAUUAACCUAAAAUAACGUGCGCUUGCCAGUCGAUACUGGACUCGGGUCAACACUGAACUUGCAUUGAAAACAACGGCAGGCGAUGAUAGUGUUACUGGUGCUGGCUGCCUGUGUUUGCACGGGCCUCUCAUAUGACACUUAUGAUGAGGUUUUGUAUGGAUACACAUACAGGAUGAGGCUGCAUAGAAAGGCUGUGUCCAUCAAGUUCAUCCAAAGCUACAGCUCAGAUGCGACGAUCUUGUGGAAACGUGACGACCCUCCAGCCAGUGAGGACAGUAGGCGGAGGGUGGUGGGUGCCUACUAUGUCAUAGACAAUGUAACCCAGAGAGACAGUGGCAACUACAUAAUGAGUGAUAAAGAUGGGAAAGUGCUGUCUAAAAAGAACAUUGAGGUUAAAGCAAGAACAUGGUCCUAUGCACUGAAACCUGGUCAACGAUUCAACCACACUUUUAAUCUGGAGCCAGACUCUUGCAACAUUUACUUCCUCCCAGAGAGUGACCAUGAAUGGAGAAAGUCUGAGAUUGAGAUAGUUCAUAAAGGCAGGCUGCGGGACGAUUUGUAUGAAUUAGAUUGUGCAGGGUUUGAUUUGUUAGAGCCAUGUGGGAUUUUAAAUAAGUAUCUCCAAAUGUCAUGCAGAGGAAUGUUUGAAGUCAGAGAUCAGAAUAAUGACAAGGCCUGGGAGAUAACACUGGAAAUGGAGACCCUACCUUUUGAUCCAUCUCACCUUUAUACUGGCAUCAUUGUUGCUGUCGGCGUACUUUCCUGCUGUUGUUGCAUGAUGUGUUGCUGCUGCAAGAAGAGGUCCUCCAAAAAGGACAGCCCUGAGACUCCCGCUGAACCUGCCAUGUAUUACCACAAGUACAACAAAGAGCCUGCUGUGCUGAACUCAGACGGACACAGUGAGCCCUCUGGGACACACUACUCCGCUCAGCCUUCUUACGCUCUGACUGGUCCACUGAUACACAAUCCUCCUACUGUGAAUGUGCCAUCUGCUUAUUCUAAGGUUUCAGCUCCAGCAGAGCCGGCAGACGCUCCAACUGUCCCUCUCUGCCCUGACCCUGAGCCACUGUUUGAACUGAAGGGAAUUAACUUUUCCUCUGCUCUCCCACUGAAUUCAGACUCAGGUCACUGUGAUGUUUAUACCUCAGACAAACUCAACUUCCUCUGAAAGCUUUGAAAGGUACACUCACACUUGUAAACUCACUCAAUAGCGUGACUUUAAAGAAAUAGUUUAAUAUUUUGGGAAAUAUGCUCAUCAUCCAGUGGCCUCAGCUGCUUGCCUUUAUCAACUGAUGAGAAACAGCUGGGCACAUAACCCCCCAUAAAACGCUGAAUUAUCAUCUUCACACUUUUGUUUGGGAUUAAACAACCAAUAUAUAAGAUGUUAAUUAGUGAGCAUAUUCAGUUACCUCUACACAAAGCUAAAAUACCAGUUUCUGUAGUUGACGCUAAGCUAACUAGCUGCCAGCUGUAGCUUCAUUUUUAAGAUA
This is a messenger RNA of Lates calcarifer (barramundi perch), 1660 nucleotides long. RefSeq lists its product as uncharacterized. The coding region runs from base 253 to 1338 and encodes 361 amino acids. Lineage: Eukaryota; Metazoa; Chordata; Actinopteri; Centropomidae. The record is from RefSeq and is a predicted model, not a curated record. The transcript has 7 exons.